Molecule: messenger RNA, 1440 nt
Organism: Chrysochloris asiatica (Cape golden mole)
Lineage: Eukaryota; Metazoa; Chordata; Mammalia; Afrosoricida; Chrysochloridae
Gene: MTRF1
Product: mitochondrial translational release factor 1
Exons: 10
Coding region: 100-1440 (446 amino acids)
Biological process (GO): translational termination
Molecular function (GO): translation release factor activity
Source: RefSeq, a predicted model, not a curated record
GUUAUCCUGGGUCUGUCGGGCUGAAAUAUAGAGAGCCACAGAAGGUUCCGUUUCAGUAAGAAAAUCUAACGUCCUUUCUUCGUUUUCUUAGAUGCUGAGAUGAAUCGUCAUCUGUGUGUUUGGCUAUUUAGACAUCCUUCUCUUAAUGGUUACCAUCGGUGUCACAUCUACCUUGAUUUUCAACAAUUUAGACAUCUACACCUUGACACAAGAAUGUGGAUUCUUAGACAAAAGAAGAAUUAUGUCUUACGUUCUCUGUUAAAUAAGAAUUGGUCCAGAAGCUAUUGUAAUCGAAACACCAGGAUGCUGCGGAACCAUAGAUCACUACAAAAAUAUAUGGAGGACAUUACCAAGGAGUGCCAAAAACUUGAUCAGUGUUUGCAGCAUGUUUCUGUGGAUGAAGGUGAUCGAAGGUCUUUGAGCCAAAGGCAUGCCAAAUUGCUACCACUAAUAGCCAUUUAUCAAGAAAUUCAGGAGGCCAAACAAGCAAUUGAAGACUUAGAAUCCAUGUGUAAAAGUCUGAAUAAACAAGAUGAAAAGCAAUUACAAGAACUUGCACUAGAAGAAAGACAAACUAUUGAUCAGAAAAUCAAUAUGUUAUAUAAUGAGCUUUUCCAGAGUUUAGUGCCAAAGGAGAAAUACGACAAAAAUGAUGUGAUUUUAGAGGUAACAUCUGGAAGAACUACUGGAGGUGAUAUUUGCCAACAAUUUACCCUGGAAAUAUUUGACAUGUACCAGAGUUAUUCAUGCUAUAAGCACUGGAACUUUGAACUUCUGAAUUAUGCACCAGCUGAUUAUGGUGGGCUGCAUCACGCAGCCGCCCGAAUUUCUGGUGACAAUGUCUACAAGCAUUUGAAGUAUGAAGGUGGGAUUCACCGGGUUCAGCGAAUUCCUGAAGUUGGCCUGUCCUCAAGGAUGCAGCGCAUUCACACAGGAACAAUGUCAGUUAUUGUCCUUCCUCAGCCAGACGAGGUAGAUGUGAAAGUGGACCCUAAGGAUUUGCGAGUAGAUACAUUUCGAGCCAAAGGAGCAGGAGGACAGCACGUCAACACGACCGACAGUGCUGUCAGACUUGUCCAUAUCCCCACAGGCCUAGUAGUAGAAUGCCAACAAGAACGAUCCCAGAUAAAAAACAAAGAAAUAGCCAUGCGUGUGUUGAGAGCUAAACUGUACCAGCAGAUUGUUGAGAAAGACAAGUGUCAACAACAAAGUGCUAGGAAACUACAGGUGGGAACAAGAGCCCAGUCAGAAAGAAUACGGACAUAUAAUUUCACCCAGGAUAGAGUCACUGACCACAGGAUAGCAUAUGAUGUUCGUGAUAUUAAGGGCUUUUUAUGUGGUGAGAAGGCUCUGGAUCAGCUCAUUCAAAGACUGCUUCAGUCAGCAGAUGAAGAGGCCUUGGCUGAACUGUUGGAUGAAAACCUUAAGUCAGCAAAAUAA